GAAAAAUUGUUCAAUAAAAAAUUCAACCCUUCAAAGGACAUAGCGAAAAAUUUAGGUAACUUAUUCAUACUCCUACUUGUUCAAUAAUCUUGCAUGCACAAUAUGAUAAUCGUCGUCAAACUAUUCAUCUGCGUCACUAUUUAGUCUACAACAAUGAAAAACUAAUUCAAAAGAGAUCAAGUCGUUGACAGUGUCGUGCCUAACACCCGUUUGUGGCAGUAAUUUUUGCUCAAUAAAAAAUAAGAUGUGAAAAAAUCUUGAACAAACUCAAAUUAUGGCAAAAAACUCAGAGAUUCUAACAUGUCAGCGUGUUUUGUCGCUAAUGGUCGUCAUGGGAUUCAUGAUUCACCACAUGAUUCGAAUCAACAUUUCCAUAGCCAUCGUCGAAAUGGUGGUUAGAAACGACUUUAACACUUCGCUUGAAUCUCACGGUUCUCGUUACAACUGGGACGAAGAAGCCAAGAACGACAUUUUGGGCUACUUCUUCUGGGGUUACCUCAUCACUCAAGUUCCAGGAGGCCGUCUUUCG
Messenger RNA from Tribolium madens (black flour beetle), 529 nucleotides. Its product is annotated as sialin-like. The record is from RefSeq and is a predicted model, not a curated record. NCBI's taxonomy places the organism in Eukaryota, Metazoa, Arthropoda, Insecta, Coleoptera, Tenebrionidae. Gene Ontology annotation, cellular component: plasma membrane. The annotation marks the transcript as partial. The transcript has 2 exons. Gene Ontology annotation, biological process: monoatomic anion transport. Gene Ontology annotation, molecular function: transmembrane transporter activity.